Messenger RNA from Rhinolophus ferrumequinum (greater horseshoe bat), 3094 nucleotides. RefSeq names its product STT3 oligosaccharyltransferase complex catalytic subunit B (gene STT3B). Gene Ontology annotation, biological process: post-translational protein modification. Lineage: Eukaryota; Metazoa; Chordata; Mammalia; Chiroptera; Rhinolophidae. The record is from RefSeq and is a predicted model, not a curated record. Gene Ontology annotation, cellular component: membrane. The transcript is spliced from 16 exons. Gene Ontology annotation, molecular function: dolichyl-diphosphooligosaccharide-protein glycotransferase activity. The coding region runs from base 442 to 2922 and encodes 826 amino acids.
UUCCUGAGCUCCGCCCGGACUCCAGGGGGGCUCCUCCUCCUGCUCCUCACCGCGGGGCGGGCGGCGAGUGCGAGGAGGAAUGUCAUUGCUGCUCCCACCGAGGUGCCGCCUCCGUCUGAUCCUGCUCCUUCUCUGGCGCCCUCGUCCCGUCGGCUUUUGCCGCUGCCGCAGCUGAACUGAGGAUACGGAUGGCUAGUGGGGCGCUAGGGCCAUCCGAGUUGAGACAGCAGCGGUCGCGGCCGCUGCUGAGGCGUAGACUCCCCGCCGUCGCCUCCACCCCCUGUUCCACGGCCUCGCGGCGCUGAGGGCGGGAGCGCGCGGGGCUCUUCCCUCCUCCUCUUUUUUCUUCCUCCUCCUCCUCCUCCUCCUCCGGGUCCCCGCCCAGCACCCCUCGCACCAGGCGGCGGCGGCGGCGAACGAGACCCGCCGCCGGGGCACAACAUGGCGGAGCCCUCGGCCCCGGAGAGCAAGCACAAGUCGUCCCUCAACUCGUCCCCGUGGAGCGGCCUCAUGGCCCUGGGGAACAGCCGGCACGGCCACCACGGGCCCGGGGCCCAGUGCGCGCACAAGGCGGCGAGUGGCGUGGCGCCGCCGAAACCGGCCCCUGCGGGGCUGUCCGGGGGUCUGUCGCAGCCGGCCGGCUGGCAGUCGCUGCUCUCCUUCACCAUCCUUUUCCUGGCCUGGCUGGCCGGCUUCAGCUCGCGCCUCUUCGCCGUCAUUCGCUUCGAAAGCAUCAUUCACGAGUUCGACCCGUGGUUUAACUAUAGAUCAACACAUCAUCUUGCGUCUCAUGGGUUCUAUGAAUUUUUAAAUUGGUUUGAUGAAAGAGCAUGGUAUCCACUAGGAAGAAUAGUAGGUGGUACUGUUUACCCAGGGUUGAUGAUAACAGCUGGCCUUAUCCAUUGGAUUUUAAAUACAUUGAACAUAACAGUUCACAUAAGAGAUGUUUGUGUGUUCCUUGCACCAACUUUUAGCGGCCUUACAUCUAUAUCUACUUUCUUGCUUACCAGAGAACUUUGGAACCAAGGAGCAGGACUUCUAGCUGCUUGUUUUAUUGCUAUUGUACCAGGUUACAUUUCUCGGUCAGUAGCUGGAUCCUUUGAUAAUGAAGGCAUUGCAAUUUUUGCACUUCAGUUCACGUACUACUUGUGGGUAAAAUCUGUGAAAACUGGGUCAGUUUUUUGGACAGUGUGCUGCUGCUUAUCGUAUUUCUAUAUGGUCUCUGCUUGGGGUGGUUAUGUGUUUAUUAUCAACCUUAUUCCACUGCAUGUAUUUGUGUUAUUACUGAUGCAGAGAUACAGCAAAAGAGUCUACAUAGCAUAUAGCACUUUCUACAUUGUGGGUUUAAUAUUAUCCAUGCAGAUACCCUUUGUGGGAUUUCAGCCAAUCAGAACAAGUGAACACAUGGCAGCUGCAGGUGUCUUUGCCUUGCUGCAAGCUUAUGCUUUCUUGCAGUAUCUGAGAGACCGAUUAACAAAACAAGAGUUCCAGACCCUUUUCUUUUUGGGUGUAUCAGUAGCUGCAGGUGCUGUGUUCCUUAGUGUCAUCUAUUUGACUUACACAGGUUACAUUGCACCGUGGAGUGGCAGGUUUUACUCCUUGUGGGAUACUGGGUAUGCAAAAAUACACAUUCCAAUUAUUGCAUCAGUGUCUGAGCAUCAACCUACAACUUGGGUGUCUUUCUUCUUUGAUCUACAUAUUCUUGUGUGUACCUUCCCAGCAGGCCUAUGGUUCUGCAUUAAAAAUAUCAACGAUGAAAGAGUAUUUGUUGCUCUGUAUGCAAUCAGCGCCGUCUACUUUGCUGGCGUGAUGGUGAGGCUGAUGUUGACUCUGACCCCGGUCGUCUGCAUGCUGUCUGCAAUCGCCUUCUCCAAUGUUUUUGAGCACUAUUUGGGGGAUGAUAUGAAGAGGGAAAACCCACCUGUGGAGGACAGCAGUGAUGAGGAUGACAAAAGAAACCCAGGAAAUUUGUAUGAUAAGGCAGGUAAAGUGAGGAAACAUGUAACUGAACAGGAAAAAACUGAAGAGGGAUUAGGUCCUAAUAUAAAAAGCAUUGUCACCAUGUUGAUGCUGAUGCUAUUGAUGAUGUUUGCAGUCCACUGUACCUGGGUCACAAGCAAUGCCUACUCCAGUCCAAGUGUGGUCCUGGCCUCUUACAAUCACGACGGCACCAGGAAUAUCUUAGAUGAUUUCAGAGAAGCUUACUUUUGGCUAAGGCAGAAUACAGAUGAACAUGCCCGAGUGAUGUCUUGGUGGGAUUAUGGCUAUCAGAUAGCUGGAAUGGCUAAUAGAACUACUUUGGUGGAUAAUAACACCUGGAAUAACAGCCACAUAGCACUGGUGGGAAAAGCUAUGUCUUCAAAUGAAACAGCAGCCUAUAAAAUCAUGAGAAGUCUUGAUGUAGAUUAUGUUUUGGUUAUUUUUGGAGGGGUUAUUGGCUAUUCUGGUGAUGACAUCAACAAGUUUCUCUGGAUGGUUAGGAUAGCUGAAGGGGAACAUCCAAAAGACAUUCGGGAAAGUGACUAUUUCACCCCACAAGGAGAAUUCCGUGUAGACAAAGCAGGAUCCCCCACUUUGUUGAAUUGCCUUAUGUAUAAAAUGUCAUACUACAGAUUUGGAGAAAUGCAGCUGGAUUUUCGUACACCCCCAGGUUUUGAUCGAACACGUAAUGCUGAGAUUGGAAACAAGGACAUUAAAUUCAAGCAUUUGGAGGAGGCCUUUACAUCAGAACACUGGCUUGUAAGGAUAUAUAAAGUGAAAGCACCUGAUAACAGGGAGACAUUAGACCACAAACCUCGAGUCACCAACAUUAUCCCAAAACAGAAGUAUUUGUCAAAGAAGACUACGAAAAGGAAGCGUGGCUACAUUAAGAAUAAGCUCGUUUUUAAGAAAGGCAAGAAAAUAUCUAAGAAGACUGUUUAAAUAUACUGUUCUGGUUCCUAACUUGAAGCAGUUGUCUUUGUGAGAACCAGUCUUUGCCUUUAGCUCAUGUCAUGUUUCACAGCAACAGAGGGUACAGAACCAUCACUGGUCCAGGUUAAUGUACAAAAUUUUCUGGCAAUGCCUGAUUUAAAAAAUAAAAUUGGCUUAUUGA